GUUACCAUGAAUUCUAGUUCACGCCUCCAUGCUCACAACCAUUUUCUUCUUUUUUUUUUUGUUUUUUUAUUUCUCUUCCUCCCUCCAAUUUCUCUACAUCAGCUGCGAGUGGAGGAGGACUACGUAGCAGCUGAAUUAUGGAUAUCAAUAACCCGCAAAAUUUCUAUCAUAUACCGGAAAAUACCACUUUUCAUUGUUAUAUUGUGAAUAUCACUGCAGAAAAUGGCUUUUGGCAAAGUGAAAACCCCUUGACUCAAUCCCUUCCUCUCCUCGCAUGGCAGCUUUCCAUCGUCAUCAUGAUCAAUCGUCUUCUCUUCUACCUCUUCAAACCUCUGGGGACCCCUCGCAUUGUCACAGAUAUUCUGGGUGGUCUAGUGAUGGGACCAAGUGCCUUAAGUAAAACCUAUUUCUUUGCUGUGAUGUUUCCUUUGAGAAGCAUUUUCAUAGUAGAAACGAUGGCCUACUGGGCUUUGACGUGCCACUUAUUCUUGGCUGGUUUAGAAAUGGAUAUGUCUUCUAUCUUUCGCUCAGGCAAGAAAUCCAUCAGCAUCGCCGUCGUCGGUACUCUCCUCCCCUUCAUCAUUGGCAUUGCCCUUCAUUUCAUUUCCAACGGUGCCAAGGAAGAUCCUUACAGAAGCGUUGGUUGCAUCUUCUGGGGCGCAACUCUCACAGUCACAAGCUACCCAGUAGUUGCUAGGGUCUUAGCUGAUCAAAAGCUCCUCCACACUGAUAUUGGAAGAUUAGCCAUGUCAAUUUCUAUUGUGAGUGAGCUUUUUACAUGGCUUCUUCUAGCCGUUCUUAUACCAGCACGAGUGAACGCAUUCAACGCAAUACUUUCUCUUGCUUCAACUGCUGGCUUUACAGUCUUCUGCGUCACACUGAUUAGGCCAGCUCUUGGCUACGUAAUUAGCAAGACUGCAAACGGAAACAAGCACAGCGAGUAUUAUCUAAGUUCUAUUUUUGUGUUAAUUUCUUUCUUUUCUCUGGUGAGUGACAUGCUAGGGACAACCUCCAUAGUUGGGGCUUUCAUUUUCGGGAUCAUAAUGCCAAAUAGAGAACUUGCAAGUGAGCUUCUUGAGAAAUUUGACGACUUUGUGAAUGCAUAUAUGUUGCCUCUGUUCUUCUCAGCUGUCGGCAUUAGUCUAGAAAUUUGGAAAAUAAGCAACUGGGCCUUAGCGUUGCUUCUAAUAAUUUUGUGCUGUGGGGCUAAGAUUGUAAGCAUUUUCUUGGCUUCUCAUUACUACAAGCUGCCUCCUCAAGACGGUUUUGCUCUUGGAGUUCUUAUGAACACCAAAGGCAUCUUGGCUUUUGUCGUCCUUCACAUGGGCAUCAACAAAUCGUUGAUGCGAGAAGAAGAAUAUGCAAUAAUGGUGCUUUCUCUUCUACUAAUGACUGGAGCAGUCCCAUCUAUAAUAUCCUCCAUUUACCACCCCAGCAAACGUCAUUCACAAUACAAGCAGAGGACAAUACAGAAAGCAAGACCAGAUUCAGAAUUCAAGUUCCUGGCUUGUUUCCAGAGCAACCGCAAUGUCUCUGGCAUGAUCAACAUCUUAGAUUGCUCCAACGCCUCAAAAGAAUCAUCUCUCAACGUCUUCGCCCUCCACCUCAUCGAGCUUACUGGCCGUGCCUCUGCCAUGGUCAUUGUCCACAACCCCAACAAGAGAAGCAACAGCCGCAAAAACGCGUAUUCCGAGCAGAUAAUUAGUUCUCUCACAACUUACGCCAAUCUGAAUGAGUUUGUCACUGUCCAGCAUUUAACUGCAUUGUCCCCGUUUGCCACCAUGCAUGAAGAUAUUUGUAGUCUAGCUGAGGACAAAGAAGUGAGUUUCUUGAUCCUCCCAUUCCACAAGCUACCAACUCCUGAUGGAAGAUUGGAGGAAGAUGGCAGCACUUCAUUUAGAGGUGUAAAUCUAAAUGUGUUAGCUAAUGCACCUUGCACGGUCGGUAUCUUCGUAGACAGAGGAUUUGGAGCUACUGCAGAAUCCAACCUCGCAAUGCGCCAGAUAGCCAUGUUGUUCAUUGGUGGCCCUGAUGAUUGCGAGGCAUUAUCAUAUGCCUGGAGAAUGUCAAUGAACCAUGGAGUUUGUUUAACAGUUAUCAGGUUUAUUCUUGGAGAUAGAACAGAUCUUGAAGUAGCACAAGCACCAGUUGGAAGUUCCCAGAGAUCUGUAUCAACAAACAUGGACAAACAACGAAGGCUGGACGAUGAGUUUGUAAAUGAGUUCAGGCUCAAAUCUGCAGGAGAACAAUUUGUAUUCUAUGAGGAGAAGGUGGCAAACAAUGAUGAAGAGCUAAUUGCAGCUCUAAGUGGAAUGCACCAUGUUUAUGAUCUGUACGUGGUGGGUAGAGGGGAAGGGAUGAACUCGGUUCUCACGGCUGGAUUGAUGGAUUGGUGUGAAUAUCCGGAGCUAGGGGCAAUGGGGGAUUUGUUGGUUACUUCAAGCUUUGCACAGGGUUCGGUUAUGGUAUUGCAACAAUAUAAUGCUUAUAAAGAUGAAGAUGAAGAUGAAGAUGAAAAUGAAGAUGAAGAUGGUACAGACAUGGUGGAUAUAGAAAAGUCCACAGAGAAUGGAAGGGAACAAUAACAUUAGAGGAUAAUGAUCAUGGUGGUCUUGAUGAGGUGGAGCAUUUGCAGUGCACAAAGUGAAGGAUCGUCAUCUUGUUAGUGAUGAAAAUCUGUAGGAUCGAUAUGAAUUGUUUCUUUUUUAAUUUUCCUCAUAUUAUUGUGUACAUUUGUUUGGAUGAUGCAAAGCUGAGAUGGUGGAGUAAUAUUGAGUCAAAAUUUGUGGGCAAA
This is a messenger RNA of Manihot esculenta (cassava), 2794 nucleotides long. Its product is annotated as cation/H(+) antiporter 15. Lineage: Eukaryota; Viridiplantae; Streptophyta; Magnoliopsida; Malpighiales; Euphorbiaceae. The record is from RefSeq and is a predicted model, not a curated record. Gene Ontology annotation, biological process: proton transmembrane transport; regulation of pH. Bases 138 to 2585 code for a protein of 815 amino acids. Gene Ontology annotation, molecular function: antiporter activity. Gene Ontology annotation, cellular component: endomembrane system; membrane. The transcript has 3 exons.